AUGGCUGACGCAGAUCAGAAGCGCGAACGACUGCAUUCAACAGUCCGAUUGAAUCACUUUACACUGCAGUUCGAAGAUCCAGCACUAGAGAAAGUCUAUCAAGCUGAAUUAUAUCCCCGGAAGAAAGCACUUUGGUUGCGUUCGCUGCUCCCAGCUGCAGCCUCUCAACUUCUAUUCGCCCUAGCCGAUGGCCUUGAUUUUUCAAUUGAAAACCUCUUAAUAUCUAUUCCAACACGCAUUUUCAUAGCAAUGUUUCAAGUGGCAAUGUAUAUCCUUGUCCGAUGGGAUCUCGUCCGUGCUCAAGAACAAACAAUCGUGUUGGUAUCUGGAAUCAGCGGAAUCGUCACUCUCCUACUUUAUACUCUCCAACGUUCAAGUCUUUGUCAUUGGGAUGCUCUUUUUGUAACCUUUGGACUCUCGUUCUAUACCAUCCCCAAGAUUACACCUCUUGGUUACGUCUCGUCAUUCUAUGGAAGUUGGAGCACUACCUUCUUCUAUUCAAUUCUUGCUUUUACCAUUCAAUCACCAUUGAAACGAGCUCCAGUAAUCCUCAGUAUGUGCUUUCUAGUGCCAAUGGUUUGGAUCUUUAAUACCAUUGCCUACUCUUCCGAAUAUCAUGCUCGAGAACGUUUUGCUUUACGACGUCGAUUAAGACGCGAACGAAUUACAGUCGCAGUUGCAUGUGAUGAUAGAGUACAUCAAAAGGAAGAGAAUGGAUGGGUUGUUUUCAACUUACUAUCAUUACAUGGGUUACUAGCUGCAAAUCGAAAGGGUACAACUUCAUUUCUUCUUGCAGUGAUACUUUGGGGAAUGAUGACAUUAGGAGGAUGGACAUCAUUACCAAAAGGUUUGAAAUUUGUUGAUGAAGCCACAGGAUGGGCGUGGUUUAGUCAUUGUGCAGGAGGGACAGUAUUUCUUGUAUUACGAACGAGAAGGUUACGUUGGGUUGUGAUUGUACCCGUUUUGGGAGCUUUUGUCUUAUAUCUAUUGACUCUUACUAUUCCUGCUUCGUGGAUUAUCAUCUCAGCUCAUAGUGUUGGAUAUGGUUUACUUUUGGCUUCAAUUAUCUUAACAAUGGGUGUCUUUGGAUGGUUUCUAUGUGCUUGGCGACAACUUGUGAGUUUCUUAACCCGAUCGUGUUUUUUAUUUCCUCAAUUACAAGCAGGAAUGGAACAAGAAUAUCCACUUCUUGUAAGGAUUGUAUCUGAAUAUACUGCAGGAUUUGAUCCUGAGAUUCUAGCAGCUCGUGUACCAAUAACAACAGUAAGUAAAACACUUGGGACUCAAUGUACGGAUAGAAUUGAAGAUGGAAAUGUCAAAAUGCUUGCGACUUUUCAAGAUACCAAUUCAAUGGUUCAGAAGAAAGAUGAGAUGAAGUUGAGUUCGAAUGAUUGUACGAUCAAAAGUUCACAUUCUAUGAUCACAAAGCAUAAAGAAUCAACUUUUGCUACAAGAUCUACAAUCAUGUCGGUCUUACCAUCAUUUACACCUGGUAAAUGUUUCUUUUGUUCACAAAAUGAAGCGGAACAUUUGGUACCUGCUUGUGGAAUGUGGGGCAAGUGGACACAUUGGCGAAUGAAUCAACACUUUCCUUCAUCUCUUGAUUCUAAAACUUCGAAAAUCUCGUCAAACGUAGCCAUGUGUACUUCAUACUAUGAUCUUCAAAAGACAAAACAAGAGUUAGAAGUUCAAAUUGAAGAUGAAGAGAAGAAAGUGAAGAGUCUUUUGAAACAAAAUCAAGAUUUAAAAGAACAAGUCAAGAAGGGAGAGAUGGAAAAACUACAACUCAUGACAAAAGUUUAUGCUAUGGAAGAGAAACAUUCACAUGAAAUUCAACAAAAGGAGAUGCAAUGGAAUCGAAAACUUGCACUUAUGCAGCAAGAAUUCAAUCAAACUCUUCAACAUCAUAAACUUGAAAUUGAAACAACUACAAAAACCUUUUCAAAUGCUUUGAAAACCAAUGAAUUACAAGUUGAAACGCUAGUUACUCGCCUUCAAAGUGCUGAAACUGAUGUUCAAAGUCUUCGUUUGAAGUUAGAGACGAGUGAAAAGAAUGUUUUCAAAUGGAAAACUCAAGCAACAGCAUCUCUUGACAAGAAACUUCAUUCAACGCACGUCUUGUGUUCUCCCUCCAAGCUUCAAACGUUUCCUUCUUCAAGACGUUUACCAUAUGCUCAAUCGUUAGAAAUUGAAGGAUUACGAGAAUCAAGUCGAAAGUCCAAAGAUGAAGUGGAUUAUUCAAAACAAUGGCAACGAUUUCAAGCUGAAACAUUAGAAUAA
Messenger RNA from Plasmopara halstedii, 2280 nucleotides. RefSeq lists its product as uncharacterized. Bases 1 to 2280 code for a protein of 759 amino acids. Lineage: Eukaryota; Oomycota; Peronosporomycetes; Peronosporales; Peronosporaceae. The transcript is spliced from 3 exons. The record is from RefSeq and is a predicted model, not a curated record.